ACUUAAACGAAAGCUAAAAAGACAAGGUUGUAUUACUCAUGCUUUAUACCAGCAAAGUGGGGAGUUUGCGGCGUUUGACGUCCCCAGGAAUUGGUUUGUUGCAUUUGGAAAGCCGAGGGCAAAUAUCUACAUCUGCAUCUCAAUCAGUUUUACAACAAGAAACGGAAAUCCCUUUUACCGUCAGUUUUUGAGAAUAUAGAGUCAUGGAUCUUGCUCUUUGAAGAGGAGUGCUCAGAGAAGGAGUUUAUUUGCUAGCAAAGGAUGGAUUCAGGGAAGUGUGCAUCGAGAAAUGGCGUUUCAUUAUCAAGUAUGGCACCUACAAGCUUCCUGAAUAGUGUAUACUCAAAAUCUCUGUUCGAAGAAGAGGAGAGAUUUGCUGAACAUGUCACAAUAAAGGAUGUAAAUAUUGACCUCAGAGAAGUUUAUUUUCUGAUUAUGCAUUUUUUGUCAUCUGGGCCAUGCCGAAAAACGUUUGGGAUUUUCUGUGAUGAACUUCUGGAACAUGAGCUUCUGCCUAGGAGAUAUCAUGCUUGGUAUUCAAGAAAAGGUGUACUCUGUGGAGAUGAAGAUGACGAUGGCAGUUCUUUCCCUCUAAAUUAUGAUGAUCUGGUGCUAAGGUAUCCUCAUAUUGAAAAAAAUCACUUAGUAAAGUUGCUCAAACAACUGCUGAGUUCGAGUCCUUCUUUGCAAUGUGCCGGGAGAGGUGCCCCAGGUGCUGCUGAUGUUCCCACGCUACUUGGAUCUGGGCCUUUUUCUCUUUUGGCUUGUGAGCGAAAUAGAGUCAAUAAGCAAGCACAAUCCCUUCCUUCAUACCUCCGUUGGCCACACAUGCAGGCUAAUCAGGUGCAUGGUCUAACUUUAAGAGAGAUUGGAGGUGGUUUCCCAAAACAUCAUCGUGCUCCAUCUAUCCGUCUUGCAAGUUAUGCUGUUGCAAAGCCAGCAACUAUGGUCCAGAAGAUGCAAAACAUAAAGAAACUAAGGGGACAUAGGGAUGCUGUUUAUUGUGCAAUAUUUGACCGCUUGGGAAGAUAUGUGAUUACUGGUUCUGAUGAUCGCCUUGUCAAGGUUUGGUCAAUGGAAACUGGAUUAUGCCUCGCUAGUUGCCGAGGACAUGAAGGUGACAUCACUGAUUUAGCCGUCAGUUCAAACAAUGCUUUGGUGGCAUCUGCAUCAAAUGAUUACAGCAUUCGAGUUUGGCGCUUGCCAGAUGGAUUACCUAUUUCCGUUUUGCGUGGUCACACUGGAGCUGUUACUGCCAUCGCAUUUACUCCAAAGACUAGCUCCGUGUAUCAGCUUCUAUCGUCAUCAGAUGACGGAACUUGUCGCAUUUGGGAUGCUAGGUCUUCUCAGUGUGUUCCACGCGUUUACUCACCAAGGCCAAAGGAUAACGUGUCUGUGAGGAGCAGUGGUACUGUUGCAACCAACAUUCAGUCCUCAAGUAAUACAUCGCAUAGCCAUCAAAUUUUGUGUUGUGCAUACAAUGCCAAUGGAACUGUCUUUGUCACUGGCAGCUCUGAUACUAUAGCAAGGGUCUGGAAUGCUUGUAAAUUCUCCCCAGAUCACCCCGACGAGCUAAAUCAUGAAAUAGAUACAUUAUCUGGUCAUGAAAAUGAUGUCAACUAUGUACAGUUCAGUGGCUGUGCAGUUGCUUCACGAUCUUCAACUUCUGAUUCCUUUGGGGAGGACUGCAUUCCAAAAUUUAGGAAUUCUUGGUUCAGCCAUGACAACAUAGUCACUUGUUCCCGGGAUGGAAGUGCAAUUAUUUGGACACCAAAACCACGCAAGUCAUCCCAUGGAAAACAUGGACGUUCUUGGGUUAAGGCAUAUCAUCUUAAAGUUCCUCCGCCACCAAUGCCACCUCAGCCUCCUCGAGGAGGGCCACGGCAGAGAUUUCGCCCUACUCCUCGUGGUGUUAACAUGAUAGUAUGGAGUCUGGAUAAUCGCUUUGUACUGGCUGCUAUAAUGGAUUGCCGAAUUUGUGUUUGGAAUGCUAGCGAUGGUAGCUUGGUGCACUCCUUGACUGGCCACGCACAGUCUACAUAUGUUCUGGAUGUUCAUCCUUUCAACCCCAGAAUCGCAAUGAGUGCUGGUUAUGAUGGGAAAACCAUCCUGUGGGAUAUAUGGGAGGGGAUCCCCAUCCGGACAUAUGAUAUAGGACGCUUUAAGUUGGUUGAUGGAAAGUUUUCACAGGAUGGAACAUCAAUUGUUCUUUCUGAUGAUGUUGGACAAAUAUAUUUAUUAAAUACAGGCCAAGGCGAGUCUCAAAAGGAUGCUAAAUAUGAUCAGUUCUUCCUUGGGGAUUACCGGCCCCUUAUCCAGGAUGUGCAGGGGAACGUUCUUGAUCAGGAGACGCAGCUAACUCCAUAUCGGAGGAACAUGCAAGAUCUGCUUUGUGACGCAAGUAUGCUUCCAUAUCCUGAGCCAUAUCAGAGUAUGUACCAGCGCCGCCGCCUAGGAGCUCUGGGUACCGAGUGGCGUCCUCCUUCAAUUAAGUUUUCUGUCGGCACGGACCCUGGUUUAGGCCUAGGAUAUCAGGUCUUACCAGUGGCCGACUUGGACAUAAUAGCUGAACCUCUGCCGGAGUUUGUGGAUACCCUUUUCUGGGAGCCAGAUAAUGGUAUUCUGAAUGAUGAAACUGAUUCAGAAUAUAAUAUGAAUGAAGAGCUUUCUACUGAAGGAGAGCACGAAUGUUUAAGGGACGGCUCUUCUAGUGGUUCAGUAUGUAGUGAAGAACAGAAGAUGAGAAGGAGUCGGAAAGAUAGCCUACGCAGAUCAAAAAGGAAAAUAUCUGUAUCAGAAGUGGAAGUCGCAUCAUCUGGAAGACGUCUUAGGAAGAAAGUUAAGGAUGAAGAUGUUGGCACUUCAUGUAGAAGUCUUAGAACUAGGAAAUCCAGAAAUGGGAAGAAAGCUACCACUAAAAGGAAGUCAACUAAACCAAAGUCAUUAAGACCUCACCGAGGAGCUGAACUUCCUGAAAUUGUACAUCUUCAUUCUGACAUUUCUUCAGAUGAUGAAGAUGAAGCUAGCUCUGAAGAUGAUUCAUUGGAAACUGAAUCACCAGAAUGUUCGUCAAGCGACCAGAGGAUUUCAUCUGAUGACAAGAUGCCAAGCAAACAGCGGAGCUAUCCAACAGUUGGAGCUAUCGAUGUGCCUCCUAGAUCCACUGAACCUCCAAUAAACGGCGAGAACAAAAGGAGAUUAGUCCUGAAAUUAAAAAUCCGUGAUGCUAGUAAGGUUGAGCCAUCAAAAGACACUGCAGUUCAGUGUGGUGACCAAGCUGAUAAGCCAUGUUCUUCUCAAGCUUGUGAAGAGAUAAUUGAAGAUAAUGUGGUUAACCGAAGGUUAAAGGAGCCGGGAUCAUCCUAUACAGAUGAGAUUGGCAUGGAACUGUUUGGGGAAUGCAAUAAAAUUGAACAUAUGGUUAAUGACAAGGAACCAAAAAAUGAUUUGAAUGAGCAUGUCAAUAGAGAACCAUCUGCUGGUCCAGAUAUUCAAAGUCUGGCUCUGGCUGAUAGUUUAAUGGACGAGGCUCAAACGAAUCUGGGACAGUUAGAAGCUAGCACAUUGCUGGCUGGAAAUGGUCCAGGAGAUUUAGUAUGUUCCUCAGGAGCUGCUAAAACUUCUUCAUUAUUUCACUUGUCAUUGUCACCCAAUCAUCAGCUGCAGAAAAUAGGCGUCGCUCCUGGAGCAAACAAGCCUACUACCGCUGACGACAAUCCUGAAGUAAACCUCAAACCUAGAGUGAAGCCAAACAUAAUAAAGAUAAAAUCAAAGAAAAUGUCUAAGGAGUCUCAAGCUCGUUCUGAGUUUAAUCUUCCUACAGAUGCUUAUCGUGUAGAUGAAUCAACAUCUAAAAUCUUUUCCCAUUUAGAACAAAACCAAGUACCAGAAACAGGUAAUGGCCCUGAUAGAUUCAGUCAGAAUUUGCAUUGGGGUGUACUGACGGAUGAUACCGUUGGCAAAAACAAGUCUCAUGGAUCUAGAAGCAGUUUACGUAGCAGUCGUGAUAUUUGUGAAAGUGCUUCUAAUGCUUGUAAUGAUCAUAACGAAACAGGUUCUGAAUUCCCUCAUGUCGCUACUGAUGCAGCACGUAGAAAGAGAUCCUUGAGAUUUACUGCAAUGUCAAGAGAUACAGCAUUAGGGAAAGAUGACCUAAAAAUAAGAGAGAGUCGUAUAGCUGUAGGUUCAUCAAUAAAUACAGGGAAGCUAACCAAGAAGGCCACUGGUUCUCCACCAUUAGGAUGGACUUCAAGUAAUGCGUUCUGCCGGUUAUCUAGAGACAGCAAAGAGGGUUCUUCCAGGGAUGAAAAUGUUUUUUCAUCUGGAAUGAGUUUGAAUGAGGCAGUCAAAAAACUGAAUUGGUUGCUAUUGUCAGAGCAUGAAGAGGGUUACCGCUACAUUCCUCAGCUAGGUGAUGAAGUAGUAUACUUCCGACAGGGGCAUCAAGAAUAUAUAGAAUACAGUGAUUCAUCAGAGCCUGGUCCUUGGACAAAGAAUGCAGCUGCAGUCCAAGCUGUGGAAAUUUGCUUGGUAAAACAUCUUUCUUAUGCAACUCUUCCUGGCUCUGGUGACAGCUGCUGUAAAGUUACACUUCAAUUCAUCGAUACCUCUUCCCCCGUCUCUGGACACAAGUUUAAGCUCACGCUGCCUGAACUAGUUAACUUCCCUGACUUUCUAAUUGAGAGAUCAAGAUACGAGGCUGCCAUGGAGAGAAAUUGGUCUUACAGAGACAAGUGUCUGGUUUGGUGGAGGGAUGAGAGUGAGCAAGGUGGUAGGUGGUGGGACGGUCAGGUAGUUUCUGUGAAAGCCAAAUCUGAACAGUUUCCUGACAGUCCAUGGGAAAGAUGUGGUGUCCUAUACGAAGGUGAAGUAGAACCCCAUCCUCAUAGUCCCUGGGAACUACAUGAUGUAGAUAGUUCAUGGGAGCAACCUCAAGUUGACCUGGAAAGCAGAAAUAGAGUUUUGUCGUCUGUCACUGAACUACUGCAGUCAGCAAGCAGAAAUCAGGAUAAAUAUGGAAUUCUAAAAUUGAAACAUGUUGCUGUGAAACUGGACUUCAUGAAUAGAUUCCCUGUUCCGCUAUCACCUGAUAUAAUCCAGUUAAGGUUAGAGAACAACUACUAUAGAAGUUUGAAAGCAAUGAAGCAUGAUUUUUCUGUGAUGAUAGCAAAUGGCGAGGCUUACUUUUCCAAAAAUAGAGAGCUUUCAGUGAAAAUGAAGCAUCUUUCAGAAUGGUUUACCAAGAAAUUAUCAAAUUUAUGAGGGCAUGCUUCUCCGUAGCUUAUUAAUUCUCUUCCCUUCUCCCAACUGCCUGGCGGAUCCAAUUUUGUGGAAUGGAUCUUCAGCGCGUGCGCUCUGGAAAUUGUUGGUCUCAGACUCUUAGAGUUGUCUAUUGUAUAAUUUAGGUUUAAAUGAGUUGCUUUGUUAUGGUAGUAUAUGGCUGGGUUUGGAGUACAAUUUGCACCAAGAAGAAUUACAAUCUGGAGAUGGUGAGCGGGGCAUACUUUUUUGUUUUGUUUUCUACCCUGCAUGACCAGAGCGUUAUGCUGCUUCUCGAGAAUGUUACUUAGAAAACAGAAUCAUCUGAGGUUCACAAUACUUUGAGAUUCAGGAUGCUUUCCGUGUUCGGUCCCAGGGAAAAUGGCUCCCACGGAAAUUAUUUUCCAAGAAAACAAGAUAGUUUUUUAAACUUAUUUCUUAUGUUCGAUAUGCAAAUAAAAAUCUUAUCCUGAAA
This is a messenger RNA of Capsicum annuum, 5734 nucleotides long. RefSeq names its product PH-interacting protein. NCBI's taxonomy places the organism in Eukaryota, Viridiplantae, Streptophyta, Magnoliopsida, Solanales, Solanaceae. Gene Ontology annotation, biological process: cytoskeleton organization; regulation of cell shape; regulation of transcription by RNA polymerase II. The transcript is spliced from 25 exons. Gene Ontology annotation, molecular function: protein binding. The record is from RefSeq and is a predicted model, not a curated record. The coding region runs from base 262 to 5262 and encodes 1666 amino acids. Gene Ontology annotation, cellular component: nucleus.